Messenger RNA from Emericellopsis atlantica, 960 nucleotides. RefSeq lists its product as uncharacterized. Gene Ontology annotation, cellular component: nucleus. The record is from RefSeq and is a predicted model, not a curated record. The transcript has a single exon. The coding region runs from base 1 to 960 and encodes 319 amino acids. Lineage: Eukaryota; Fungi; Ascomycota; Sordariomycetes; Hypocreales; Bionectriaceae.
AUGGGCUGCGCUUGUCGAGCAGUACCUAUGCGGUCUUUCAUCACUGGCCUCGCUCAGGUGCAUCAAGUGCAGACACCGUUUACGACCGUUUUCCCGCGAGUUCGACAACCAGUGAUCACACGACAGUUCAGGAGCACGAGACCAUGGUGGAGCGAGGCGCAGGCUUCGGCACCCCCCAGGGAAGAAGCACACGCAAAGCAAGACGACAAUGAUGGGGCUGAGGUGCAUGACGAGCUGCCGACGAACAUCAAAUUUGAGCAUGCGCAAGUAGAGGAUGCCGCCAGCGAUAGGCACCAGAGCCAGACGAGCAAGACGGAGGACAGCCCGAUUAAUGCUGAUAACGAAGACAUCGCACCGAGUUCCGAGCACUUUGAUCCGUCAUCUGCAUCCCGCACUCGUCAAUCCGCCCGGACACCAACCACAAACCGUAAACUUUGGCAAAAAGACCCGCCGCCAAAGCCCGAACCUCUUCCACCUUGGCUGGCCAAACGCCCGCCCCCGGAGCCGAAGCAGCUGCCCAGCUGGCGCGUCCAAAAGGAGGCUCUCAAGGAGAAGUUCCCAGAAGGUUGGGCACCUCGCAAGAGGCUCUCCCCUGACGCCAUGGCAGGCAUCCGGGCCUUGAACGCCCAGUUCCCGGACCGGUACACAUCGGCCACCCUCGCUGAGCGCUUUGAGGUAUCACCUGAAGCGAUCCGACGUAUUCUCAAGUCUAAAUGGCAGCCUAGCACCGAGGAGGAAGAGUCCCGAAACUCGCGAUGGCACAAGCGCGGCAUCAGCGUCUGGGAGCGCAAGGCCGCCCUGGGCAUCAAGCCACCCAAGAAGUGGCGCCAGGAGGGCGUGCGGCAGAGCGACGAGUACCUGGCCCGGAGGAAGUAUGCCAUCAAGAAGGAGCAGGAGAUUGACCAGGAGGAGCGAGCUGCCUACCGCGCAUACCUCGACUCGAAGAAGGAGAAGCCGUGA